CUGAAGACCACCGCCACUCCAGACUUUGGCUUACGGUCUCUGAUGUGUUUGUAGCAUAAGAUUUCUAGGAGGUCAAGACAAGUACAAGAAAUAUCAUGGACGGAACAUAUUCACGCUCACCCUCGCCUGUCGAGACGCGUCACAGACUUUCAUCUCCUACUUACGACGAGCAAGUCAACAUGAGCCAAAAAGAGAUCGAGGCUUUCGAUGAAUAUGAAUCUAGCCAGCGCCCUCUACGCCUCCGAUCGCCCGAUCCUCCCGAGACCUCAGAGCUCAAGCGGCGCAGAAGCAAAGCGACAGCGGACAACUCGGAUGAGUGGGAUGGGCAGGGCCGGAAGAAGCGUAUAUCUCUGGAAAGACAGAGUAGCUUCGAUGAAAUGUUUGCUCCGCUACCUCCGAACGAACGGCCACAAGCCGACGGCGCAGAUACCACUGUUAUCCCGACAUUCUCUGGCUUUGUAUCAGCUGCGCGCGUGGCGGUGGCAAACACCGUUGACCAUGCUGAUGACGCAGACGUCGUACAAACGACGCAUACACCCACGAAAUCUCACGGGUUUGGCUUCACUUCCGCUGCAAACCUCGCAAAUAGCUCGUUCGAACAUCAAGUCGAUACUCUGCCGACAUCGUCGCCGGAUGCACCGGCAGAUCAAGACUAUUCAGAUUGGUUCUCUGCCAAAAUCCCAGAGGGUGCAGCGACCGGUUUCCAGUCUGCGAGAGCUGUCAAGUCCGCGCCUCCCGUCAACGAUGCAAUCGCCCCACUAGACCCGGCGUUGACCGCUCUCCCUGCCUUUACGUCAAGUCGCAUUCUCUUUGAGAACGAGCGCGGCCCACCCAUGUCCCAAAUCAAUACUGAAUCCCCGACCAUCUCGGGAUUCAGCUCUGCUAUCAACUAUGUGCACAGUAUAGAGAAUGGAACCACAGUACAGGACUGGGCGAAGCCGUCUGCCGACGCACUCGCUCGCGCGGCCGCUAAAUUGAAGGCAUGGGAGGCAGAAAUGGACACGGACUUCACUGUGGACCCGUCGAUCCCUGAGCUCCCGGAAGGUGGUGGCGCGCUGGGGAGGAUCGACUUCGAAAGACCUGCGUUGCGUGCAAUGGAGAAUUCAUUCGCGCCUGCGGCUAGCGUACCGGAUAGUCCAACUCCCUCGAGGGCAGGCUUUAGUCGGGCGGGUGGCUCAAUGGGUAAACUUCCUGGGCUAGGCAAGAACAAGGCCUUCAAGUCGCCUUUGCUCGUACGUCCUACAGCUACGCCCAAGACCACCGCAGGAACAUCGUAUGUAAACUCACCCCUGAACCCAAACGCCGCAGCAUCGACUUCAAAGCUACCACCAGCAUUCGCGACGCCGACCCGUCCUGGGACGUCGUCCUUGACGUCGUUCACGCCGUUGAUGCCAAGGACUACGACGCCCGGCAAGAGCUUAGGGUUGACGCCCCGCAGACUAGGCUUCAAGUCCGCCGCAGGGAAACCGAAGUUUGUCACCCCUUUCAAGCCUGGCAUGAAGCCUGGAGAAUCUGGUCGUGUCGAGCUCGAGCAGAAGACACUGGAUGCGUCCCAGAGAGCUAGCGUUACCGUCAUCGGGAGUCCUAGGCCGGCUUAUAAUAACAAUAAAGCCACGGGGAAGACAACCUUCUUUAAUUUGGCAAAGCCCAGUGGUAGACAAACCCUUCAAUCAAGUGGUCUACGACCGCAAACCUACGAUGAAGUCGAGUUGUCUGAUAUGGUUGGAGAGUACCCUCAAGCAAUAACUCCGGAGAACGCGCUGUUCUACAGGUUCCAUUCUCGAUCCUCUCACAUUCCAUCGUACCAAACAGGAGAUUCUUCCAUGCUCGGCGCCGACGCUGCUCUGGAGGACCUGCAUGACGCUGGUUGCGAUCUUGCAACACGGGAAUGGGUAAACAAUCACUGGUCACUGAUCCUCUGGAAGCUGGCCGGAAUGGUCAGCCUGCAGCCCCAGCUCGAGGCCGACCCCGCUACUCGGCGAUGGUGUUGGCAGGAGGUCAUCAACCAGUUGCUGUACCGGUAUGAGCGCGAGCUCAACUCGGCCUCGAGACCGCCUUUGCGGCUCAUCACAACGCACGACGCGCCGGCAACUUGUCCCAUGGUUCUGUGUGUGACGAGCAUCACAUGGCACGACGGUCCUAGGGAUGAAGACGGCAGCACCAGCGAUCGCUGGGCCGACGUCGAGAUGACGGAUGGAUGGUAUCGCAUUCGCGUCGCAGUAGACGACCCGAUCGAGCGUGCCAUCAACAGGGGCCAUAUUCGUCCUGGACGGAAGCUUGCCAUUCAGAAUGCACGGCUGAUGCACAAAGAAGGCAGAGAGCCUGCAGAGCCGCUCGAGGCAUAUACACAGAUGAACCUGCAAAUAUGCGGCAACUCCUGCCACUUGGCUCCAUGGCACGCCAAACUCGGUUUUGUGCGCAACCCUAUGGUCGCCACGCUGGAUAGAUUGACUGCUGACGGCGGGCUGGUAACGUUGCUUGAUGUUACGGUCGAGAGGGUAUAUCCUAUCGCAUAUAUGGAGUUCACUACCGCGCAAGACGGCAAGAAGGAAUGUCUCGGUAUCCAUAAUGAGAAAGAAGAGACUCAAGCUCAGGACAGAUGGACGGCUCAACGAGAAGCAGCGGCACAGAAGAUCCGUGACGAGUACGAUGUCAAGAUUCACCGAUGGCAGGUCUGGUUAGAGACGUUCGAGGCGCGUGCUGGCACGCGUUGGCAGCCCACCGAUGCGAAUGAGCAUUUAUCAGCUGAUGCUGAGGAUCAAUGGCUCAACCUCGUGGAUGAACCAACCACCUUUGCUCAGGUGAAGAGAGAGAUGACGACCGACCGUGCGGGAUGGCUUGCGUUCCACGCUCGUCACGAGAUCACGAAGACGACGGAGAACCUUUCUGAAGAGAUCGGUAAAGAACUAGAGGCCGACUACCCGCCGCGCGAGUCGCGGAGCUUCCGGGUGAUCGUGGUCAAGGAUGCGCGCUGGGAGAAACGGGAGCCUCUGCGCCAGGGGCAGGUACACAUCUGGGACAUUCUCAAAUGUGUGCAGACUGAGGGCGGCAAGCCCGGCCACUUUGAAGUGGGCGAGAGGUACCUCAUUUCGAAUUUGAUGCCGUCGCACAAGACUGCAUGGAUGGCGCCCGACAUCGACGCCGCGGUCUACUUCAACACCACGCAGAGCACAAGAAUCCAGAAGGUCAAACCGUAGCCUACAAGCACACCCCAUGAAGGUCCUACCUCGCGUAACUUAUGUUUCCUUAUUGCCGUGUCAUGUUCUCUGCUGUGCAU
Molecule: messenger RNA, 3277 nt
Organism: Fomitopsis serialis
Lineage: Eukaryota; Fungi; Basidiomycota; Agaricomycetes; Polyporales; Fomitopsidaceae
Exons: 12
Coding region: 96-3197 (1033 amino acids)
Biological process (GO): regulation of DNA-templated transcription; double-strand break repair via homologous recombination
Source: RefSeq, a predicted model, not a curated record